AGCUCUCAAAGAUACAAGAGAUAACACACGGCAGCGGCGCAAAGGGGGAGAGAAGAAGAGAACCUAAACACCUCCCUCUCCUCCUCCACGACUACCUUCCCCAACCCCAUCGUCCCGAGCCAAACCUGACGAAGGCACCUGAAGCCAUGGGCGACACCGCCGCGGCUGCGCCGACGAGGAAGUUCGGCAGGAUCUGCGUCUUCUGCGGCAGCAACUCCGGCAACCGCGCGGUGUUCGGCGACGCCGCACUCGAGCUCGGCCAGGGCCUGGUGACGAGGGGGAUCGAUCUGGUCUACGGCGGCGGCAGCGUCGGGCUGAUGGGCCUGAUCGCGCAGACUGUUCUGGAUGGCGGCUGCAGUGUCCUCGGGGUGAUUCCAAGAGCACUCAUGCCCCUCGAGAUAUCUGGUGCAAGUGUUGGAAAAGUAAAGAUUGUCUCCGACAUGCAUGAGAGAAAAGCUGAGAUGGCACGACAGUCCGAUGCAUUCAUUGCUCUUCCUGGGGGCUAUGGAACAAUGGAAGAGUUAUUAGAGAUGAUAACAUGGUCGCAGCUUGGAAUACACGACAAACCAGUUGGCCUGCUAAAUGUCGACGGUUACUAUGAUCCGUUGCUUGCGCUAUUUGAUAAGGGUGCGGCGGAAGGUUUUAUUAAGGCCGAUUGCAGGCAGAUAAUUGUGUCGGCGCCAACUGCCCAUGAAUUGCUGACGAAGAUGGAGCAAUACACCCGUUCACACCUGGAGGUGGCCUCGCGCACAAGCUGGGAGAUGACCGAGCUAGGCUAUGGAAAAGCAGCAGCGGAGGAGGAGAAAUAGCAUGACUUGCUAAUGUGAGGGAUUGCAAUAAUCCUUCUCUUGCGUAUUCUCCAUUGUUGGUUGCCUUUCAUGUAAUCCUAUACGUUCGAUUGCAACUUAAUCUGGUGAAGAAGUC
Messenger RNA from Lolium rigidum, 924 nucleotides. Its product is annotated as probable cytokinin riboside 5'-monophosphate phosphoribohydrolase LOGL1. Gene Ontology annotation, cellular component: cytosol; nucleus. The transcript is spliced from 7 exons. Gene Ontology annotation, biological process: cytokinin biosynthetic process. NCBI's taxonomy places the organism in Eukaryota, Viridiplantae, Streptophyta, Magnoliopsida, Poales, Poaceae. The record is from RefSeq and is a predicted model, not a curated record. Bases 147 to 809 code for a protein of 220 amino acids. Gene Ontology annotation, molecular function: hydrolase activity, hydrolyzing N-glycosyl compounds.